This is a messenger RNA of Xyrichtys novacula (pearly razorfish), 1495 nucleotides long. The record is from the annotation of a GenBank genome assembly. NCBI's taxonomy places the organism in Eukaryota, Metazoa, Chordata, Actinopteri, Labriformes, Labridae.
AUGGCUAAAAACUUUGAUGCGGUCUCCUUGUCUCGUCGCACAGUGACUCGCAGAAUUUUUGACAUUCACGACCAUGUCGAGGGGAAGCUGAAACACGUAAUGCAGGACUGCAAAUACUUCUCCCUGGCCUUGGAUGAAAGUACAGAUGUGACGGAUGUGAGCCAGCUGCUGAUUUUUGCAAGAACUGUCAACGGCUCGUUUGAAGUGCACGAAGAGCUAUUGAAAAUGGUGUCUUUGCAUGAUAACACCAAGGGCACCGACAUAUUUAACGCCGUCAACAAUGUGGUGGAUGAAUAUGGUGGUUUCAACAAGCUAUCAGCGGUUGUCAUGGAUGGUGCGCCUGCGAUGCAGGGAAGACGCGCGGGGUUCGCGGGGCUCCUCCAACAGAGCAGAGUGAACUGCCCUAUCCUGCAUUGCAUCAUCCAUCAGGUGAGUGAUUAUAGGUUUUGGGAUUCUAAGUGACAUGCAGGACAAAAUAUAGGUUAAUUUUAAUGCGUAUUUAAUUUAUCUGCAGGAGGCUCUCUGCGCCAAGACACUUCACUUUAGCCACAUCAUGGAUAUGGUGACUAAAGUCACAAAUCUCAUCUGAGGUGGAAACAGAUCGCUCAGUCACAGGAAGUUUACAGCAUUUUUGGAGGAAGUGGACGCCGCGUAUGGGGAUUUACAAAUGCACACAGAUGUCCGCUGGCUCAGUCGAGGCAAAUGUCUGGAGUGUUUUUUUGCGCUGCGGUCUGAAAUACCAGUAUUUUUGGAGGACAGUGUUCGUGGUGAUGUGAGUUCUUACUGCAAGAAACUCAAAGACACUGCGUUUCUAUGUGACCUAGCUCUUCUUACUGACAUUAGUUCACAUUUGAACAACCUGAACACAAAGUUGCAGGGGCGAGACCAAACGAUCUGUGAUCUGUAUGCACACAUGGCCGCAUUUCAACGCAAACUUGAUCUGUUCAAAGAGGGAUUAUCAUCCCAUCCGCUGCUUUUGACACACUUUCCUGCUUGUGAGGAGAUGCAAAAUAAUGUCCCUCAAUGCGAAGAGCUACUUCACAAAUACGCAGCUGAUAUCGAGAGACUGCAGGAGCAGUUCAAGCACCGUUUCCAAGAUUUCCACGCAAUGGAACCACGGAUAAUGCUUUUCGUGGACCCCCUCUGCGCAGCUGUCAGUGAGCAACCUCCAGAAUUGCAGCUGGAACUUUGUGACUUGCAGUCAGAUCCGUUCUUUCAAACGAGGCUUAAUGAGAAGGGUAUUUCCUCUUGGAGUCUGCUACCUCAGUCCCGUUUCCCACACCUCCGAGAGUUUUCACUGUCACUGACCAGUAUCUUUGGUAGUACGUAUAUUUGUGAAAGCAGUUUCUCAACCAUGAAGCACAUCAAAUCAAAAGAGAGAAACAGGCUCACGGAUGACACACUUUUUCAUCUCAUGCAGAUUAGAUGCACAAAGAUUGACAUUGAUAUCCAGGCCAUUGUGCACCAGCAGGCAAAGCCACAAGUUUCCCAUUAA